This is a messenger RNA of Phlebotomus argentipes, 1641 nucleotides long. RefSeq names its product glycosylated lysosomal membrane protein B-like. Gene Ontology annotation, cellular component: lysosome. Lineage: Eukaryota; Metazoa; Arthropoda; Insecta; Diptera; Psychodidae. The transcript has 4 exons. The coding region runs from base 129 to 1322 and encodes 397 amino acids. The record is from RefSeq and is a predicted model, not a curated record.
AUUGUUGGAAGACUCAGUGUUUGUUCUCAAGGGCCCUCCGAAAAAGUAGAAAAAAUCGUCUAUCCUUGCAAUUUCUGCUCAAUAUUGCUCAGUAAAUGUGAUCUUAGGCGUGUCACGCGUCCGUGAACAUGAAGUGGUAUCUGUGGUUGCUCAAUUUAGGCCUCUUCUGCGCAGCAGCCGAUGGCAGGAGGGAUGUUCGAAGGAAGCUCACGGCUGAACUCAAUCCGGGCUGCCCCGAGAGCAUCUGCGACGAGUUGGGCAACAUCACCAGUGUCGUCCACGUGAGGUCCCUUGGCGCUAGAGACACUAUCCACUAUGUGUGGGAUCUUACGGGGAAGCCCUCCGCCCUGGUGGCCCUGUGUAGCCCGGAUGCCAAGCUGUCCAUCAAUUGGGAGGACUUUCUGGACGGCAAGAUUGGCAGCGUGAGCUUCUCCGAGACGCCGCGUUACAUCUUUGGAGUGGUACUUAGUCGCCUGUGGGAGUACAACGACGAGGACGAUGUGGGCACCUUCACAGUGACCAACGCUUCGCAAGUCAAUGCUUUCAGUCUGCACGGAUUCGCCUGGGAGCGUCAGCUCUUUCGCACCAACGAUGACUCCGUGGAGCUCUCUGUCAAGUCUCACGGAGCCAAGGGCUUGCCGGGCAACUUUGAGCUGUCCCUCGCCACAUUCGCCACCCCCGAUCACGGCCCCAUGACGCCCCAUCUUAUGCACACGGAGAACUCCACGCAGAUCGAUCUCAUUCUCGACUCCAUCCUCACCAACGAGACCUUUCCGCAGCCCCGCUUCGCCAUCGAGGUCGUCCUUGUGGCCAUGGAGUCCCGGAAGGACAACUACACGGUGGUGGUGAGGAAGAGCCUCGACGAUGAGUUCACGCCAGGCAUCUUCAAGAUCGUCAACGUGGCUUCGCCUGCCUCCGUGAACGCCAGUUCCGGCGGCUAUCUGCAAUACCGUCCUGUGUCUUACACUCACGAGGAGCGAGACGUGAGCACAUCAACUCAGACCUACCAAAGCUCACCGGCGACUCCCAGCAAUGCUAUCAAGAAGCUCAACAACACCCUCUUCCGCUCAAUUUUCGGUGACUCGGUGGAGACGAUGCUGGUGCAAGCGCUCAAUGUUUCCUUCGGCGCCAGCGGCGAUGGAUUCUACACCAAAUACAACUACACAACUUGGACCUUUGUCGUGGGCUAUGGAGCUCCGCUGCCGGACAAGUUGUCCCUGUUCGUCGUGGUCGUGGCCACAAUUGGCCUCGGAGUGCCUCUUCUGCUGCUGUGCUGUGGCGGAUGCUAUGUGUGCGUGAAACGCGUGAGAAACAACUCCUAAAAUCUCCACUCUGUCCAGUAAUUCCGCCUCUCCGUGAGAUUUUAUCAACUAGUGAAGAAAAAGGAUUCAAUGUGAAUUGAUGAGUAUUAGCUUUCGCCAUGUGGCGAGAUUCAGUGCUUUUGUGCACAAUUUAGGAGCGAUUUUUACACAAAUCACCCAAUUUGUAUAUUUUUUAUCGUGACAUCUAGUUUAAUUGAGUGCCUUUUAAAUUAUUGUUGAUAGGUAGGAGACGAAAAGACAAAGUUAUCUCUAUUCCUCACGAAAACUCAUGUUAAAUGUACAUUUUUAUCUCUUCGAAUAAAUUAUAAAUAAUGCUAUC